This is a messenger RNA of Mesorhabditis belari, 945 nucleotides long. The record is from the annotation of a GenBank genome assembly. NCBI's taxonomy places the organism in Eukaryota, Metazoa, Nematoda, Chromadorea, Rhabditida, Rhabditidae.
AUGAAAUCCCUGGCCAAGGGACUAAAUCUCAAAUGCAACUACAUCGAUCCAACAAAGCACAUGCCAAAGGGAAAACUGAAUUUUGGGAAAUAUAUGAAUUCUUUCUACUUUGCACAAUAUCGUUUGUGUCACUACAAAGACGCGACUUUCAACUAUGACUUGACGAUUGGGAUGACAAUGAUUUUAUUGAGCCAAACGACAAUCUGGGUGAAUUUGCUUGCAAUUCGAGCGAUUCGAAGGAACCCCAAUGUGGCGUCACUGCAGCGCUAUCUGCUUCUCGUCGAUUGCACUCUGCGUGCAACGCGUGGCCUUGCCGAGCUCUACUUUGCGAGCUGUACCGCCGAGUUUGGCUACGAUAACAAACCUCAUUGUCUCAGCUCUAUCGGUUAUCCAUGGAGUGGAGUGAUGCUCAAUCAAAUCAUCAGCACACUCUACAUUUCCAUCGGCUAUUCGGUGCAAUGGCUCGAAACGGCUAUCUCUGUUAAUCGGGUGACCGCUGGGCAAUGUCAUGGCAAUGUACAGGGUGAUCUCUGGGCAAUGUCAUGGCAAUAUGAUCUCGUGACCGUUCAUUUCUACAUCUUAUUGGGCGUAUGCCUUGUGUCCCUCAUUGUCGAGCCGAUCACCUGGAUGAGACAACGAGAGGCGGGAACUGACGGAGUGGAUAAGAGAAAGCUCAAAGCCGAAGAGGGAUUCUCGAUUCAGAUGAUUUGCAUUAACUUGAUGAAUAUGGUUGUUUCCCUGGUGAGCGUGAUUGCAAUGAGCAUCUUCAACAACGUGAUCGAGAACGGGCCGGCCACAGAUGGGUCCCAAGCCAUCUACACGUGUGCGUUGAUUGUAUGCGGUUGCUUGCAAAGCUUGAUCAUCAUUUAUUUUAAUUGGAGGAUUGUGGAAAAGAGAGAUGAGCAUUCAACCUUUUCGAAAGCCUUUUCGGAAAGUAAAAAGGAG